Capra hircus (goat) is the source of this 2171-nucleotide messenger RNA. It is a transcript of the gene STBD1, whose product is annotated as starch binding domain 1. The record is from RefSeq and is a predicted model, not a curated record. NCBI's taxonomy places the organism in Eukaryota, Metazoa, Chordata, Mammalia, Artiodactyla, Bovidae. Gene Ontology annotation, cellular component: membrane. Gene Ontology annotation, molecular function: glycogen binding; starch binding. The transcript has 2 exons. Bases 148 to 1152 code for a protein of 334 amino acids.
UGGCGGAGGGCUGGGCUCCGCGCGGCAGCGCCCGCCACCGGGGGGACCGUAAAAGGUUGGAGCGGGCUGGGGAGGUGUGGCUCUUCCUGCGUGACCUGAGCCCCCGUCUCGGUCGCCGUCGUCUCCCGCAGCCGCGGCCUCUCAGUCAUGGGCGCCGUCUGGUCCGCCCUGCUGGUCGGAGGGGGUCUGGCCGGAGCGCUUUUCGUUUGGCUGCUGCGGGACUCGGGAAAGGAGGGGAAUGCGGAGCAGAGGAAGGACGCCCCCUCAAGGGAGGCUGCGGCUCCGGGCGGAGAUCAGGGCGGUGGCGGCGGCGGACUGAGCCCCGGACCUUCUGCCAAACCAGAGCAUCUUCAAGAAAGCAACGGAUGUUUGGUUUCUGAGACCAAAGGUCCCGGUGACCUGCCAGGAGCAGCAUGGAGACAGCAGAGUCCUUCUGGAGAAGCUGGUAACCCUGACAGUUCAAGAGCGCAUGUUCCUUCUGGCCCGUUUCCAGACACGGAAUCUCUACCUACCUCUGAGACUGGUACCUCUGACAUUUCAAGACACGAAAGCCUUGGAUCUCCUGUGGGAGAACGGGGAUUGCAAAAAGGCCAAGAGACACCUUCCAAAGCAGUUCCAUGUUUGGCAGAGAAGUUUCCCUCCAGCAACCUGCUCCUGGGCAGAGCGAAAGAAGUGAGCCCUGCACAGCCGGACAGUCAGACCCGGGCUGACCAUGAGGACUGGGAGAUGGUGUCUCGGCACUCGUCCUGGGGAGAUGUUGGUCUGGGUGAUGGUCUUGGGUCUCCAGUGUUAAGCUCUAAGCAGGGAAAGGACUGGGACAGAAGCAUGCUGGUGGAAACAAGAGGUCAGAAAGAGCGUCGUCAAGUUAGUGUCAGGUUCCAGGUCCAUUAUAUCACAAGUGCGGGUGUGCAGUUCAUCGCCGUAACUGGAGACCACGAGAGUCUUGGGAGAUGGAACGCUUACAUCCCACUCCAGUGCGGCAGGGAUGGGUUCUGGUCUCGUUCUGUGUCCCUGCCGGCAGACACGGUGGUGGAGUGGAAGUUUGUGGUGGUAGAGAAUGGAGAAGUUGCUCGUUGGGAAGAAUGCAGCAAUAGAUUCUUGGAGACUGGUCGUGAGGAUAAAGUGGUUCACAGGUGGUGGGGGAUUCACUGAAUCGCUUUGACAAACGGCCGAGGGGCUAUGGGAGAACAUGGAAGGGGCUAAGGUUGUGGAGCACCUGGAAUAGUUUAAAAUAAAGGAAGUGUAACUUCAAAUCUAACCCCUCAGACUUGUUUCAAAUUUGCUAGUGGCUUUUGUCUAAUGUGUAGAUAGUGCUUCCAGCGAGCAUGGCAUUUCCUGUGGCACUGCUGGAUGGAUUUAUGCUGAUCCAUCAUUACUUUAGGGCUUGGUUGUCUUGGGGAGUGGCUUGGCUAAGUGUGCAGUGGUCAGGGAGCACAGAAACCAACUUAACUGUGCAGGGUUUAGACUUGAGCCUUUCAGUGAUUCUUAGACCAGGGGAGUAAAACAAGCCUUAUUCAAAAAGAGCAGGUUUCCUACUGGUGCAGCUGGAGAAAUGCUCUCUUACACAUUUUAUAUUUAAAAAUCAUUAGCACCAUAUGGAACUGUGAUGAGAAAAUAUCUGGUCACUAGAUGUGAUUAGCCAGGAUAUGAAGCAUUGCGUUGACUUCCCAAUGUUUUUUUUUUUUUUUUUGCUUGAUUUUACUUGCCAUGUAUGGUUUGAAAGUAGCAAGUAUGUUUUUGUCUUAAUGAUCAAAGGCUGGUGUAGAAACAGGGGCCUAAUCAGUCUUUUACUGGGAGCAGUCCAAGAGGAAAGAGAAGAGGAAGGGGUUAUGGUGGAUGCUGAGCAAGGUGGCCUGAUUGAUGCCUCUUAGAAGGCUGGGGGCUAUGGCACAGCCCACUCGAGGGUGGGGCGCCCCAUCAUUUCCUGGAAGGGCCUUUGGAGGACUGUCUUGCCCCACUGCUCGUCUCACAGCAGAUUUGGGCUCACAGAUGGAUGGUCCCACAGCAAUCAUUUCACUGUCUUCCCUCUUCAUGUCGGUGACGAUCUUGGGUAACAAAGCUGUAACAGGAGAGUGAUACAGAAAUACAUCUUUGCCCUGGGAAGAAACAACCUUUUAAACUUUGCCAUUAUAACUGAAAAAAAAUAAUAAAACCUGAGUUUAGUAUCUUUA